Molecule: messenger RNA, 840 nt
Organism: Caenorhabditis auriculariae
Lineage: Eukaryota; Metazoa; Nematoda; Chromadorea; Rhabditida; Rhabditidae
Source: the annotation of a GenBank genome assembly
AUGCGGUCCGCCAUCCUGAUCAUUCUCCUGUUGGAAGCAGCUUAUACCUGGUAUCUACCUGGAGAUUAUUACUAUCCUGAUGAUCCUUCAACUAUCGGGAAGCCACUAGAUACUGGCCGAAAAAGUCAAAGUGAGUUUUGAUCAAAAAAAAAACUCCUCAAAAUUCAUAAAAUGCUCCGGAUUUUCAAAAUUUAAGAAAAAUCUCUCAAAAUACUUGAAUACCCUUCAUUUUUUGGAAUCACGAGAAAAUAAAUAUUUGAUAAAACAAAAAAUGUUGUUUUCAAAGUGAUUUUGACUUUUCUUUUUUGCCCCAAAAUGUGCGCCAAUAAGCACCACUUGGCCCAAACUUCGUGCAAUGCAAUUUUCUAGGCCAGUUUUUUCCAUUCCAUUCUGUCUAGUACGUAAAAAUUCUCACUUUCAGGGCCGGACGGAAAAGAGAACCAAGCACCCAGAAACUACACGGGCGGCUUCAACCAACACCGGAGGCCUCCGUACUUCUACGGCGAAUGGUUCAGCGACCCGUUCCGGGACCGAACCGCCGACUACAACGCCCACAUCAACAUGCACGGAACCCAUCACAACCUCGACCGACCCAUCAACCACAACCGAACCGCAACCACGACGCAAAGCCCUCGCCCAAACUGGCAUGGGAUGAAUCCACAGGCCGGCUCCCAUGGCUGGAAUGACCGCAGCCAUUUCGGGAACACGAAUCGUGGCCCUCCGACUCCGAACAAUCAAGGUCGAACCGUCCUUGGUGAUAUAACCCGAGGCGGUGGGAAUUGGAAUCCGAGUGGCCGUCGUGGUGGCGGCUGGAAUCAGGGCCCUUUCCGAGGAAAAUGA